Messenger RNA from Eufriesea mexicana, 1313 nucleotides. RefSeq names its product G-protein coupled receptor 143. The transcript has 7 exons. Gene Ontology annotation, molecular function: L-tyrosine binding; dopamine binding; L-DOPA binding. The record is from RefSeq and is a predicted model, not a curated record. Bases 161 to 1246 code for a protein of 361 amino acids. Gene Ontology annotation, biological process: melanosome organization; G protein-coupled receptor signaling pathway; regulation of calcium-mediated signaling. Gene Ontology annotation, cellular component: melanosome membrane; plasma membrane. Lineage: Eukaryota; Metazoa; Arthropoda; Insecta; Hymenoptera; Apidae.
UACCAGAAACCUCGUACGGCUUCGUUUUAAGAUAAAAAUGAACGAAGCCUUACUGAUUCCUUGGGAAAAUAUAUCAUAAAGGACAUUUGAGUAGCAAUUUUCGUUCAAUCUAUUUUAUACAAAACCAACACGGUAAAUUAGUACAAAACAAUUUUAGAGCAUGGCUGAUCCAACGAUACAAACAUUCUGUUGUCACCAUUCUAACAAAACAGAUAUGGCAAUUGUGGUAAUGCAGGAAUUCAACACGGAUGUUUACAAUACUGUUUGUAUGCUAUCUUCUUCUAUAGGCAUCCUAGGUGCAGUAUACCAGAUACUUCCAAGAGAAACGUCUAAUCUUCCUCACAGGUGGCAAAGUUUUUCUGCAUCUAGAGGAAGAGAGAUCAUUAUAUGGCUUGCAAUAGCAGAUCUCUUAGCAUCAUUGGGUGUAUUUAUUAGAUCAGCACUAUGGGUUAAUUUUAAAUCUGUAAUGCCAAUGGAAGAUGAUACUUCAAGUGUUGUUUUUUGUGCACUUUCAUCGGCUUGGACACAGUAUUUUUAUAUGGCAACAUGGAUUUGGACUCUUUGUUAUGCUAUUGACAUGAAGCUAUUGUUAGGAGAUAGGGCUGGACAUCCUAUUUGUUAUCAUGCUUUUGCAUGGAUAUGUCCAGCAAUUUUGACUACAUUUGGUUUAACUAUGUUAUAUGUACCAGAUGCAAAUUGUCAUAAUUUAUCAUUAUCCACUGCUAUACUACGUAUUUUACCAAAUUAUUGUGCUAUUUAUGUACUAUUAACAGUGGUCAUGAUAGCCAAUCCCUUAUUAUAUUUUGCGUCAACACGAGAUCUUCAAACUGUUGUUACUUGCAGUUUAGCUCAAAUAACAAGCAGAGAAAGGAAGUUGGUGCAAGGGAUAAGGCUCAAAUUCGCAUUAACUAAUUUUGUAUAUUAUAUGUGCUGGUUACCAAAUUUAAUUAAUGGGAUUUUGUUAUGGACUUUAUGGUUUCAAUUACCAAUCAAAGCUAUCAUUACUCUCUGGUAUAUAAUGGCUGUUACAAAUCCUCUUCAAGCAUUCUUCAAUGCCCUUGUUUAUAAGAGAUGGGGUAAAACAGAGAAAUUUCGACUAGAAUGCUGUCAAAAGUUAGGAAACUUUAAUUUGAGUCAUAUUACGAAAAGAGAUUCAAAUAUGCGAUUGUCGGAAUCAUCACCCUUAUUAGAUCCGAAAUUUGGGUGUCCACCACAUACAAGUAUUAACGGAUCGUCCUCGUUCUGAGAACUGUGAUACGGAUAAUUCGUUCAGUCUGUAGUAAUAUGAAUAAUGUACUGCCUUAUGUCAUUUU